Molecule: messenger RNA, 1332 nt
Organism: Zingiber officinale
Lineage: Eukaryota; Viridiplantae; Streptophyta; Magnoliopsida; Zingiberales; Zingiberaceae
Product: UBP1-associated protein 2A-like
Exons: 1
Coding region: 199-1293 (364 amino acids)
Molecular function (GO): RNA binding
Source: RefSeq, a predicted model, not a curated record
UCAUGUGAUCCUUACUUCGGCUAGUGAUGGGCUCUUCCUGUCGACGAUGAUUUAAUUUGGGCCGAACGAUUCAUGGACCAAAUUCUAACCGAUUCUUUGGACGAUUCGAGUCGUUCGCUCAACUCGCCUUGCGGUGGUUCGUCCUCUCAAAUCUGAAGUCGAAACAAAACAAUACGAUCGAAACCCUAGCCAUCCGCAAUGGCGAACACGGGCGCUCUCAACAGAAGGAAGCGCAAGAGAAUCCGGAAAUCCAGCAGGAAGAGAUGGCAGAAGAAGAAUCCCGAAGAGGAGGAUCCGAUCCUCUUCGGCGGCGCUAUUGACGGGGAGGAGAACCGCCCCUCCUCCUCCUCCUCCCAUCACUCCGACGAGAUCCGAGAUGUCCUCGAGACUCGCACGAAGGACGAGCUCAUCGAGAUCCUGCUCGAUGCCGUCGCCUCCGACGUCGACCUCCUUGCGCGCGUCCGCGCCGCCGCCGACAGCGAUGUCGCACGCCGCAAGGUGUUCGUUCAUGGUCUCGGUCGGGACGCCACCCGAGAAGCGCUCCUCGAGGCCUUCCGCCUCUACGGCUCCGUCGAAGAAUGCAACCUCGUCAUCGACAAGGCCACUGGUCACGCCAAGGGCUACGGCUUCGUCCUCUUCCGAACAUGCGCCGGAGCCAUCAAGGCUCUCAAGCAGCCUCAGAAGAUGGUCGACCGCCGCCUCGUCUCCUGCCAAUUAACGGCCGCCAGGGCCGACUCCGCCGGCGACUUCAAUGAGAGGAAGAUGCACGCGAGCAACGUUCCGGCGGAUGCGAGCUCGGAAAACCUAAGGUCGUUCUUCUCGCAGUUCGGGGAGGUGGAGAGGGGGCCGUUGGGGUUCGACUCGCGCACGGGGAGGUCGAGGGGGUACGCCAUCUUCUCUUACAAGACGGUGGAGGGAGCUCGGAAGGCCCUCGAGGAGCCCUUCAAGAUGUUCGAGGGGCACCGACUGUACUGUGCGAAGGCCGUCGCUCCCUCGCAGAAAAAGAAGGCACCUGCCGCCGCCAUCACGACGUCCCCUGCAGCUUUGCUGGGGCCAGCCCCGCAGCCUGUGCUCGCGGCGGUGGCCGCGGCACAGAACCUUAUGAUUCAUCGGCAGAAUCCAGCUCACGCUCCAUUGCUGGCGCAUCACCCAGCUGCAAUACGGAACACGAUCUCCGGUGGAACGGGAUUACUCUCGCUGCCGGGGCAGGGACUUGGAUUGGGGUCGGCAAGUGAACCUCCUUCGAUCCUCGGACCCUAUGGGUCUCAGAGAGCUUCCGGUUUGUUGGAAUGAGAUAUUGAUAGAAGUUAGAAAAAAAAUACUUAAAUUAAA